AUGUCUCGUGUGAGCGACACUCCCUAUCACAAAUUGAUUGCUACUCCAAUUGCAUCUUUGAACAGCUUGAUGAUCCAGUGCUCCUCAGCAAUACCAUCUACAGCAGGCGCCAGUCACAUACCAGUACCCGACCUUACGUCGUCAUUGGCCUGCUCCCUUCUGUCAUGUUCCAUUCCAACAGCUACCGUAAUCACACCACCACCACCGUACCAUUCCAUCAACCAUCAUCACACAAUGCGCCCACUUUUCGAUAUGCACAAUGCAGCUGCGAUAACGGAAGCGGAUGCAGAUGUGGUCGGUCUCUCGCAGUCCACGAAAGAAGUGUCAAUCCAAGAUAGUGAUUCCGAUCAAAGCGACAAA
Messenger RNA from Strongylus vulgaris, 360 nucleotides. The record is from the annotation of a GenBank genome assembly. Lineage: Eukaryota; Metazoa; Nematoda; Chromadorea; Rhabditida; Strongylidae.